UGUCAUGAACACUCAACGAAAAGGUAAAGGAACAUUGCUAUGCAUUCAAAAAAAAAUUCUGUAUCUCUAAAGUAGACGGGGUAGGAAGCCAAAAGUCAUAAUUAUUUUCAAGUAAGAAGUAUUACAAUAAGCAUUUGAGUAAGAUACAAGAAGACGACGGCUAUCACAUUUUCGCGCCAAAACGACGCUGGUUCACGCGCGAUCACUACUUAGGAUUGAGAAGAUCUCGUUCUCCUAGUCGUCCUCGUUUUAGAAUCUAAAGCUCUCUAUGCACCGCCCUGGAGGAAAUGCUUGUCCUUGGCACCGUAUUUGUUGGCUUAUGCCAUUGGUACCCAUUUGUGAAGUGGGAGAGCGAGAGCUGUCAAACAAGUAACGUAAUGCACUACCUCGACAGUACUAAACAUAGUGUUAAUGAUAUAUGAAAUAAAUCAUAUAUGAACUGCGGAAAUGAAAUGAAAAUGCAGAAAUGAUCGUCGUUGUGAACGCAAUUUACGCAAUUUCGUAAAGAAGCCUGAAAAAAAUUCAGGACUUCAACGGGGUUUGAACCUGUGACCUCCACGAUUACCGGUGCGAUGCUCUACCAACUGAGCUAUGAAGCCACUGACGUUGGAAGCAGGUCAAUUGUGGGUUCAUAUGUUCAUAUGUUCAUAUGUUUCUGACCGCGGAAGGAUUAGUUGGUCGCAGGCUCGAUUCCUGAGAGCGGAACAAUACUCGGGGUCUGAGAAUAACUGAGAAAUGAAGGUACUUUCCUUUGCCCUGCAACGGCUUGACCACGUAAAAUGGCGGUCCCGUCUCCAGGAGGAGACGGAAAUAUAGUGUCCACAAUUAGUAGUCAAGUGCUAAAUACAUGAAAACUUUUCACUAAAGCACUUUUUAAAAUAAAGUACGCUUUUUUUGUUAUUGCGGAUUAUUAAGUGUAGACCAGAAUGUAAAGUUUUUAACGUACUUUGUUAAAUUACGUUCAGGUAUCCUCGGCGAUGUUUUUGUGGAUGGUAAGAAGCAAAGCGGUUGGAACAUAUAUCCUAUGGAGUUUAAACGAGAUUUUUUCUCCAAGUAAGUAAUUUAGAGUAAUGUAGCAUGAGUAUUAUACAUAAGGCAAAACCAAAAUAUCUCUGAUGAAUAGAUAACCAAAUUUUCUGCGCGUGCUUCGCGCACGAGGGAGCUCCGCAAUUUUUAUUUUUUUNCUAUGCUCUAAUGGCGCACAACGUUUUCGUUUCCAUUUCUAUACUAGAUUGAGCGACUUUCCGUCGUCAUGGAAAAAAGUAACAGAGUGGAACAAACCUUACCCUCCGACCCUGUACCGAGGGACAUUUGAUAUUAAAGGUGAAAUAAAGGACACGUUUCUUCACAUGAAAGACUGGACCAAGGGCGUCGCUUUUAUAAAUGGCCAUAACUUAGGGAGGUACUGGGAACUAGGGCCACAAGAGACGUUGUAUCUUCCGGCGCCAUGGUUACGAAGAGGCAAUAAUGAGGUAAGUUUUACCGAACAGUUUCGUCUCAGUUAAUUCAUUGAAAACGCCAGAGGGCUAAUGCGAUUUUAUUUCGGGAGCUACGCGUCUAAAAUUCCUUUCUUUUCUUGCGAGAGCAAGGAAAGUGAGUUUAGAGAUAUUUAGAACAACGAUCAUGAUCACUAUCAUCGUCAUCAUCGUCAUCACUAUUGUCAUCAUCAUAUAUUUAAUAAAGCAGGUCACAUGUAAGGCAGCUUGAAAGAUGAUGUGGACCUUUUACAGCAACACAACCGCACAUGCUUUUAAGGUUAAUUACACUACUGGGGUGUACAUAACCAACUUCGUUACCAGGAUUCUUGGAACGAGGUUUUUACGUACUCUUCUUUAAGAACAGCAGUGUGGGUUCUUUUGUGUUCCACAAGAAUCAGAACAGUGAAAAAGCUGUGAGACAGGGUCUAAGCCACGGUUUUUCGUCCUCAUCCGAGAAGGCUAUCCAUUUAUGUCCGAACAAAGGCAUUCUCCGCAGUUGGUCCGCCCGGGAUUUGAUCCCACGACUUCCCGCUUUCUCGCACUGGGCAGAGUAGCGCUUAUCUAAUUGAUCUAACGAGGCAGCGGUUUCUAAUGCACUAGAAAAUUGAGAAGAAUACCCACGCACAAAAUGCGAUGAGUUUUGUUUCUAAAAGGGGCUUUGCGGUAACUGUUGUUUUGUCUCUCUUUUGUCUGAUGUUAACAUGCAUAAAGGUGUCCCACAAUAGGUAAAAUAUCGGAUGAGAGGGUGUUAUCAACAGGGAGUUCACAAGUAUCGACAGUGUACAUCUAAAACUUACUGAGCAUCUCAAGUUAUCGGCGGAGAAAGUGAACGCUAAUUUUACGAAUCUUCCUCUGACCAAUUUCGUUUGUGUUUCUUUCUUUCAGCUUUUAGUGUUUGAGUUGGAAAAAUGCAAAGUUCCUGAAGUACCUUUCUCACUGGAGCCAAAGAUCAAGGGAGAGACUGUCGAUGUAGAAUAA
Messenger RNA from Porites evermanni, 2456 nucleotides. The record is from the annotation of a GenBank genome assembly. Lineage: Eukaryota; Metazoa; Cnidaria; Anthozoa; Scleractinia; Poritidae.